Messenger RNA from Klebsormidium nitens, 2658 nucleotides. The record is from the annotation of a GenBank genome assembly. Lineage: Eukaryota; Viridiplantae; Streptophyta; Klebsormidiophyceae; Klebsormidiales; Klebsormidiaceae.
GAGAGGAGCUUGCACUUUCAAGUUUCAUUCCCAGAGACGCUUCCCUUCAAAGUGGUGUUCCCAAUUCCAUCUUCUGCUUUGCUUCUGGCGUCAGUUGGCCAUCUCUGUGGAGAACUCCUAUCUGAGAGCUGAUAAAGCAAGUCCACCCAGCUCCUGCAUACGGCAGCCAAUUGGGUGCAUUGUCUGGCCCUCUUGGUUUGGCGUUGUGCUGAGUUGUGUUCUCUGAUUUUGAAGGCACUUAUACGGUUGAACGUGAGAUGUGGGAUUUUGGGGAAGAUCUCGACUUUGAUGACGAGGAUGACGUUGGGGCGCUUCUGGCCAAAGCCAGGAUAAAAGUCACAGGCCUUCCGUUGGGGCAUGCUCAGAGACCAAUGCAGAAUACCAGCAGUGGAGGCCCAGCAAACAAAACUCCAACAGCUUCAGAAGCAAGUAAUCCAGGAAAUAAUGUUAUGGACCGAGCUCCAACUAUUAGCUCAAGCAUAAUUCCAAUCAAGCAACGGUCUGGAAGUCCCCAGUCUUCAGGCGAUCGGAGCGCUUCUUGUCCGCCUCCGCGGACACGGUUGAACAGCCGCGGCCAACCCCUGGCAAAUGUCACCAAUGCCAUUCUCACAGCUAAGUCAGUAGGCCGCCAAGUUCCAGCUGAUGUGAACCAAACGCUACAAUCAAAGCACGCAGGUCAAGUGCCCCUGCGAACAACUGAGGUUUCUUCGACCCGCCUCUCGGAGCCCUUCAAAGUUCCUUUCUUGAAAGGCGCCGGCUGGCAGGGGAAGGCAGGUGGACAGGAGGCCACAGCAUUCCAUAAAGCUCAGGGCAGGGCUCCGGAUGUUGGCAGGCAGUUCUCAAACGCAUUUGCGAGCACGUCAGGUCCUGUGGACUCAGCCUCCGGGAGACGCUUCGAUGCCGCCGAGAAGGGGAAGAGAAUUGUGAGUCAGGUUGGGGAUGGAUCCAUGUCUGCGCCUGCAAAAGGUCCGCCACCAUCAGAGGGUGUCCUUUGCCAUCGCCCGCCUGUCAUUCCGGGCCCUGCUGGCGCCGUACAGAGGGCGUUGGCUCAAGGCCGCAGCUCAGCUGAGGCUCAGGGGCUAAAGGCAAGCACUUCAAAGCAGGCACCCCUCUCCCUAGACGCUCUCCCUGAUGAGGACUUCUCAAAGGGACCGUGGCUUGCAGCGCUUGACUUCAUCCAGAGGGAGGGGGCCAGAACAGGGGCUCUGCAGGUUACGCGAUUGAGGGAGCUGCGGAAGGGGGCAACAAGCAAGAGGAUAGGACAUCUGGUGGUUAUGGUCAAGUCCAUGUCGCCAACAGGAGAGGGCGACAUGUUUGCCAUUGUCAAGGAUCCUAGCGGGACCUUGGAGGGCACGUUGCACAGGAAGCUGCUGGCAGAUGCACAGCUGGGGCCCAUCACUACAGGAACAGUGCUCGUCCUUCAGCAGGUGGCGCUCUUCCGACCAGUUCCAAGGACGUGCUACUUGAACAUUGUCUCCAGCAACGUCCUCAAGAUCUUCCCAACGAAAACCCCACGGCCAGUAUCGGGUGGCAGCCUGCGGGCUUCGCCCGACCCGGCGUUGGCCGAGCCGUCCUGGGGCAACUUCGACCUUCCCACGAACAGCAACAGCUUGAAGAGUUUACCCCGGAGUCGUGAGACCGCAUCAGCAGCCGGCGAGGAUUUGCCCAGGAACGCAACAAACGUCUACAACUGUGAGACACCGCAGCGCGACAGUUCGUUGAGAACAUCGGCCGACUUCGCGAGGAUGAAGAUCGGUGACGUGGCGGGGCUUUCUACCCGGCUAGAAGAUUUGUUACCAGAGCUCCCAAGUCAGCGGACUGGCAGCGCCUCCGGUGCAAUUGGCUCUGACGGUAAUCCCGACACGCCUGGUCCGCCGUCAGCCACCCCUUCCGAGCUGGACAACCUUCCGUGGGGCGGUGGCGACCAGACAGCUCGCUCAAGCCGCCCCUCGGUCGCCCUCCCAGGUGCAACGCCCCGGCAGAAUGCGAACCGCGGAACCCACCCAGCUGCUGCCAAUGGCGGAGUGCCUGCGGGGGUCGCGAUGACCAGAUUGAAUCUGUCAGGGAACGUGGCUUUGAGCGUGGAGCUUCCGAGCGGCGAAACCGUGCGAACGGGGCCUUCGCAGGGUAGCGGCCCAGGGCAAGGAGUGGAGAAUUCGAAACGAGGGCGGGAAGCGCUGAGCGUUGACAUCCAGCAGCUGUUGGCGGGGCUCGAUGAGGAGGACUGGUUCAUGCCGGGGGAGGACGCUCUACCUCCGAACAAGAAGUCGCGUGAGCUUGAGGAAAGCUUGCCCUUCUAGAAGGAUAGUCCGCUGCUUGCGGUUUGUCAAAGAAUGAUCAUACAGAGCUUUGAUACUGAAGAAUGCCCUUACAUGAUAGGACGGCAGCAUCCCAAAGUUCUGCUAAACGCCGAGGUUGCCUUUUGAAGCAGACCACUGAAAAUCUGGUGUACACCGUCGCUGUGCUUGCAUGCUUGCAAUGUCAGUGCACUAGGCUUUCUUAGGACGACUGACAAGAUUCUAGGGCAAAGUCGAGGCAGCUUUUUCUUGGAAGAGUUCACUGCCAGUCUGGCAAGUAAGAUCGUCAGAAGAAGAGAUUCACGUCGUAGUUUGUCCCCCCUGCAAAGGUGCGCGAAGGUUGCGGACUUACUCGUGCCCG